AUUUCCACUUUUAAGGAACAUGCGCCAAGGAUGACCAAUAUCUACUCUGCUCUUUGUCUUUUGUUCAUCUUCUCAUCCUCUGGCAGAAACGGUAUAAAUGGAGCUCCCAGGUGAAAUCCAGAACCCACGUCCUCUGAGUGGUGUGUUUUGGAUCUGAAUGAUGGUGUUCUUAACGAUGUCCUCAGGGGCUCUGCUGCUGUUCCUGUUCAUACAGGCCACCACUGGUCAUAGCUCAGUUCGGUCAGAUGUCAAUGCCACCUUUCCAACACAGAAGUCGACACCACCGCUCACCCCCCCGCCCGGCGUCGCAGACAGUAUGUUUUCAACAAUGACAUCCGAUACAACAACAUCAGCAUUAGCCAAUAGUCAAGUCAGAUUGGUCAAUGGUCCUAACUCCUGCUCUGGUAGAGUGGAGGUCUACCACAGCGGUCACUGGGGGGCGGUGUGUGACGACUUGUGGGACUUGAGUGACGCCCAGGUGGUGUGUAGACAGCUGGGCUGUGGAAGAGCUCUGUCUGCACCACGUGAAGCCCACUUCGGACAGGGGAACGGGACAAUCUGGCUGGAUGACGUUAGAUGUACAGGCAGCGAGUCUAAUCUCAUAAGGUGCAGUCACAAUGGGUUUGGAUUACACAACUGUGGCCAUCACGAAGACGCUGGUGUCGUCUGCUCAGGUGGCAGCAACACCACAGCAGCACCACCGAUCUCCUGGAACACCACAACAGGAACAGCCCGACCAACCAACCAAACAACCACAUUGGCAGGGGCUAGGUCACGGUGGGUGGAGGUGGAACCAGAAGUGAUAUCAUAUCCUGGCCAGACGGUUAACCUGCGGUGUGCCUUCAUAGGAACGCAGGUCAUACAGCUCACACAGGUGUCCUGGAUUUUUGAGUCCAGGAAGGGCGAGAGGCUCAACAUAGCCACGUACCAUCCCAAUUUUGGGGUAAUGUACCCCACGUCACCCCUGAAGGGACGAGUUAGCUUCCCCACGCCCUCCCUCAGCAACCCUUCAAUCCAGAUCUCUGACAUCAGGAUGACUGAUGAAGGGAGAUAUAUCUGUGAAUACGCCACCUACCCCAGCGGCAACGAACAGGGCAUCACUUCCCUCGUUAUACUAGCUCUGUCAACAUCACCACCUUUCUACUGGAGCACCACAACAAUUACACCAGUGACAGCGUGGCAAGAUGCCCCGAUCAGAUUGAUCAACGGUCCUAACUCCUGCUCUGGGAGAGUGGAGGUCUACCACAGUGGUAGCUGGGGGACGGUGUGUGAUGACUCGUGGGACUUGAGUGACGCCCAGGUGGUGUGUAGACAGCUGGGCUGUGGGAGAGCUCUGUCUGCACCACACCAAGCCCACUUCGGACAGGGGAACGGGACAAUAUGGAUGGAUGAUGUUGGAUGUACAGGCAGCGAGUCUAAUCUCACAAGGUGCAGUCACAAUGGGUUUGGGAGACACAACUGUAAUCAUGGUGAAGACGCUGGUGUCGUCUGUUCAGAAUCAGAGCGUCCUUCCAACUCAGGCCCAGAGCUGGUGUGUGGUCGGCGUCUCCUAGAGGUGGGUCUCAGCCGGGCUGGUCUGGAGACUGCAGGUCUGAACGCGUUCUCUGCUCACCUGGCCGACCUCCGCUGCUCCUCCCACCAGGAAGCUAACGGCACAGUGUGGUUCCAGGUGGAGCGCAGGGAGGGCAGCUGUGGAAACACCUUGACGACCAACAGCAGCCAUGCCAUCUACUCCAACAGUUUAUUCAUCUACCAGGUGCACAAUGUCUCCUUCACCCGACCCGUGAGCAUACCUUUCUCCUGUGCUUAUCCGCUAGACACAGAGAGCAGCCUAGAUGUGGCCGUCGCACCCUACCUACCGGUGGAAGGUGGAGUUUCAGGUAUUGGCUCCAAGGCGUCAGCCUCCAUGUCUCUGUACCACAACUCCAACUACACAGAGCCUUACCCUGCGGGUCAGAGGGUCACUCUGCCACUGGGCUCUGUUCUGCAUGUGGGUGUGUCCGUCAACGAGACGGAGACGGAGCGAUUUGUGGUUGUCCUGGACAACUGCUACGCCACUCACUCCCCCAACCCUGAUGACCCUAUGAGAUAUUUCAUCAUUCAGAACAAGUAUUUAUGCUUCUUUAUAGUUAAUAGACUGAAAAAGGAAAAUCCCUUCAGAAAAUGUCCUAGUGAUCGUACCCAGGUGAGGGUGGAGGAGAGUGGCUCAUCACUCGAAGCGCGUUUCUCUGCACUGCUGUUUCUGUUCCAGGGAGACUACCGGGACGUUUUCCUGCACUGCAGCCUCAGCCUGUGUGACCAGAGGAGCUCCUCCUGCACUCCAUUGUGUUCCAGACGAAGGAGAUCCCGUUCCAUCUCCAGUUCCGUCCCCCUUAAUCCCGUCACCAUCGGUCCAAUCAGCUGGACUUGGAGUCUGGACUGAGCCUUGGGAGGUACUGCAGUGAGCCGUAUCUGUUUCAUUGUCCUUAUACUUUUGAAUGUACUUUUUCACAUAUCUCUCUGGUUGUGUUUUGUGACUAUUGAAUAUUGUCUUUGUGUUUCAUUGUUGCAGUAAGUAUCCAUACCCAGACAUUCAGCUGUCUUAGAGGUGUUUACCUUUUUCUGCAGCCUUAAAGGCCCAGUGCAGUCAAAACUCUGUUGUUCCGGACUCCCGGGUGGCGCAGUGGUCUAGGGCACUGCAUCACAGUGCUGGCUGUGCCACCAGAGACUCUGGGUUUGCGCCCAGGCUCUGUCGCAGCUGGCCGUGACUGGGAGGUCCGUGGGGCGACGCACAAUUGGCCUAGCGUCGUCCAGAUUAGGGAAGGUUUGGCCGGUAGGGAUGUCCUUGUCUCAUCGCGCACUAGCGACUCCUGUGGCGGGCCGGGUGCAAUGCAUGCUAACCAGGUCGCCAAGUGCACAGUGUUUCCUCCGACACGGCUGCGCUGUGUUAAGAAGCAGUGCGGCUUGGUUGGUUUGUGUUUCGGAGGAUGCAUCGCUGUCGACCUUCAUCUCUCCCGAGCCCGUACAGGAGUUGUAGCGAUGAGAUAAGACAGUAACUACUAACAAUUGGAUACAUGAAAAGGGGGUAAAAUUGUUGUUCCUCAUUUUUGUAUCACAUUGUAUGAAACUAACAGCUCAUGUAAAAGUAUGAAAAAUUGUAUCACUGUUAUUUCCUGAUAAUUAGUGGUUGAAAAUACAAUCUACACAGGACCUUCUAAUCAGCAGGUUUGCAUGGGUGGGAGUUUUGGCUCUCCAUUGUGACAUCACCAUGCGGUAAAUUGGUUAAUAGACAAAUAAGAGAAGAGAAUUCCAAACCUCUCUGUCAAUAAGUUAGUUUGAAGUUUUCCCAUCUCCACUCAGACCACUCCGACAGUCCUAGCAAAAUUGUUGCUUGAGAUAGUUUUUUGCUUAAAGCUGUUUUUUGCCCAUUUGAAUGGGGCUAUUAUAGUAAGUUGCUUAAUUGUUACCUAGAAAUGAUUUGAUAUUGAUAUAAAAUAUGAAAAUGGCUGCAUUGGUACUUUAAAACCACAGCCUUAAAUUUGGAUCAUUGCUUUGAAGCAGUUUUUAAAAAUUUGAUGGUGAUUUGAUAGAUGUGUAUCAUUCUAUUAUUUGUGUGAUAUAUUGAUUAUUAUAAACUGGGUGAUUCAAGCCCUAAAUGCUGAUUGGCUGAAAGCCGUAGUCUGUCAGACAAUAAACCACGGGUAUGAAAAAAGAUUACUUUUAACUCUUCUAAUUACGUUGGUAACCAGUUUAUAAUAGCAAUAAGACACCUUGAGGGUGUGUGGUACAUGGCCAAUAUACCACGGCUAAGGGGUGUAUCCAGACACUCCCUGUUGCAUAAGAACAGCCCUUAGCCAUGUUAUAUUGGCCGUAUACCAAACCCCCUCGGGGCUUAAUGCUUAAUUAAUGACAGUCUCUUUGGUUUGUUAAGGUGGGUUAAGGUGAUGAUUUUAUUUCAGGUUUAUUUUUUGACUUAAUUGAACUUUUAAUAAUUGAUUUAUUUGAACCUUCAUUUUGAACCAGACUAUUGACUUUGAUUUUGAGUGAACAUUGAAAAACAUUCUGUAAAACUGACUUAAUGCAAAUAAAAUAAUGAUCUUAAUCCCUGGCCAUUGUACCUGUUUAAGUGACUGUUGAGAACUGAAAUUGAAGGGGAGAAUGUAAUUAAAGCUUGUGUGUAAUUGGGGCACAGCUAAUAAAUGGGGUUAAAACAUGUA
Messenger RNA from Oncorhynchus kisutch (coho salmon), 4196 nucleotides. Its product is annotated as deleted in malignant brain tumors 1 protein. The record is from RefSeq and is a predicted model, not a curated record. The coding region runs from base 158 to 2422 and encodes 754 amino acids. Gene Ontology annotation, biological process: zymogen activation. Gene Ontology annotation, molecular function: serine-type endopeptidase activity. Lineage: Eukaryota; Metazoa; Chordata; Actinopteri; Salmoniformes; Salmonidae. Gene Ontology annotation, cellular component: plasma membrane. The transcript is spliced from 15 exons.